Lolium rigidum is the source of this 701-nucleotide messenger RNA. RefSeq names its product mitochondrial pyruvate carrier 4-like. The record is from RefSeq and is a predicted model, not a curated record. Gene Ontology annotation, cellular component: mitochondrial inner membrane. NCBI's taxonomy places the organism in Eukaryota, Viridiplantae, Streptophyta, Magnoliopsida, Poales, Poaceae. The transcript is spliced from 6 exons. The coding region runs from base 160 to 495 and encodes 111 amino acids. Gene Ontology annotation, biological process: pyruvate import into mitochondria.
CGAUUUGUUUCCUGACCAUUCUUCGCGCGCCACCUACCAGGCUACUACGCGGUCCACGCGCUUCUCCUCUGACCCUGCCAUCCCCUCUCUUCUCGUCGGCGGCUUCCCUGGCUCCGGCGACCGGCCGGCGCCUGGCAGGUGUACACAUCAGUAAUUGGAAUGGCUUCUUCGAAGCUUCAAGCCCUUUGGAACCAUCCUGCUGGCCCCAAAACCAUUCAUUUUUGGGCUCCAACAUUUAAAUGGGGGAUCAGCAUUGCGAACGUUGCCGACUUUGCCAAGCCUACUGAAAAGAUAUCCUAUCCCCAGCAAGUCGUUAUUACUUGCACCGGAAUCAUCUGGUCACGCUACAGCACGGUUAUCACACCGAAAAACUGGAACCUUUUCAGCGUUAGCCUUGCGAUGGCCGGUACAGGAUUGUAUCAGCUCUCCCGUAAAAUAAGGGAAGACUGCUUUUCAGACGAAAAGGAGGUAGCUGCUGCGUCGGUGGAAGGAUAAUGACACGACCGACCGGUUUGAUCAAUUUCAAUGUCAUGCUUGCUACCUUGGAGUCGGUUUGAGCUGCACUGCGGAGAAUGUUGAAACAUGAACCCGUAAUCAAAAUAAUCAAUGUUAAUGCAUUGUGCCGCAAAAAGACAUGAAAAUGUCAACUGCCCCAUUGUAUUACUGUUUGAGCAAAAUUAAAGCGUUGCAUAUGCAAGCAA